GUCACGUGUGGAUUCCAUCGAACUGACACCGCCAGCGGAUACCACGCUGGUGAUUCAGAUUGAUGCUGCCAUCAACCCGGGGAAUAGCGGUGGCCCGGUCUUUGAUAGCCGCGGCUACAUCACCGGGGUGGCCUUCUGUAAGGAUGUCCGCAAUUGCACGGACAACAUCGGUUAUGUCAUCCCCUCCUCUGUGGUGCGCACCUUUCUAGAUCGCUGUGGCAAGGAACGACACGGCUACACCUUGUCCCCCUGCGUGCCAUACCGAUGGCAUAAGCUGGAGAACCAAUCACUGCGCGCGGCACAUAAAGUGCCACACGAGAUCUCUGGAGUUCUGCUGACCAGCGUCGCGCCGUUCCUGGAAGGCUCCCUAAAAGUCGGUGAUGUUUUGCUGAAGAUCGACGGGCGCAAGAUUUCCGACGACGGGCAGAUUGAGCUGCGAGGCCACGAACUCAUCCAGCACAGGUAUCUCCUGCGCAACAAGGGCAUCGGUGACAAGACCACCUUUGUGGUCUUUCGCGAUGGCCAACAGGUGGAGUGUCCACCGGUGGAAUUGAAGGACCUGCCGCCCAUCUGCCCGCGAUGGCCAGAUGUGGAUUAUCUGCCCGAGUACGUCAUCUUGGGUGCUCUGGCUUUGGUGCCCUUAGCGCAAGGCCACCAUUGGUACAAGGAGUGUCCCGUGGAAUUGAAAGCCACCAUUGAUCGCUGGAACAAGCGAUGGCCCGGCGAUCGAGAUGGCAGGGAGCAGCUCGUCCUUUUGGUGACGGUCUUCGCGCACGAACUCACCUUCGGUUACAACCGUGGCUGGAGGGUAGUGGAGAGCUACAACGGCACAGCAUUAACUUCGCUUCGGCAAGCACGGGAUUUGUGGCACCAGACGUCCGGACACCUGGGACACCUGGAACCAUUGUGUCACCGCGCAAGUGUUUGUAAAAAGAUGGCACCGGGGGACUUUUUGUCCAUGAGCAACAGCAGUGGUUUCAGCGUGGAGAGCAUGUCCCAGAGCAGCCUCGCCAAUGAUGUGGCAGCUGCGAGCGCUUGGUCCUUUGAUUGGCACUUGACCAAGAAUCCCUGGGAAGGAUUGACCUCGUCCUUCUUCAUGAUUUUGGCCACGGAACUUGGAGAUGAAACCUUCAUCAUUGCAGCGGUGAUGUCGAUGAGACAUCCAAAGUUUGUGGUGCUGUCGGGCGCACUGGGCGCCCUGUACUUCAUGACCGUCUUGAGCGCCUUCUUGGGGGUUGUUCUUCCAAAUCUGAUCUCCCAGGAACGAGUGACUCAGUGCGCCACUGUCCUCUACACCUUCUUCGGCUUGCGGUUGAUGUACGUGGGAGCAAGGGGAGAAGAGGACAAGGACGAAGAAUUCGAAGAGGUGGAGAAUACCUUGAAGGACUCGGCCUCAAAAGGACAGAAGUCGUAUGUUCGCCGGAUGUUCUCCCAGUUUUGCACUCCCGUCUUCCUGGAGGCUUUGAUGUUGACCUUCCUGGCUGAAUGGGGCGACCGCUCGCAGAUUGCCACCAUCUCUUUGGCGGCGCAUCAGAACCCGCUGGCCGUGAUUUUGGGCGCCAUCGCGGGGCAUAGCAUUUGCACCGGGCUGGCCGUCUUUGGUGGAGAGUUUUUGGGCAAGAGGAUUCCUCAACGAUAUGUAGCAUUUGGAGGAGGUUGUCUCUUCAUCCUUUUUGCAAUCCUCAACUUCCUCGGGGUGCUACAGUGA
Molecule: messenger RNA, 1708 nt
Organism: Cladocopium goreaui
Lineage: Eukaryota; Dinophyceae; Suessiales; Symbiodiniaceae
Source: the annotation of a GenBank genome assembly